GCUAAACCAAAAGAAAGAAAAUCUCGAGAAAAAAACAGUGUUUAGCAAUGGAUGUGGCUCCGUCUCUCUCAUCUCCCUCUGUUUCAUUCUUGCUGAACUAAUGUGCUGUAUUGAGAGCUGGUGGUGAGUGGAAGCUUUAAGGAGGCUGUGUUUUGUUUGCGUUUGGAUUUGGUGUUUUGGUUGAAAGGGUGAGUGGUUCACAAUGCCUAUGUAUGUGGCCUCAAGGAGGGGUGAAAGGGUGGUUGAGUUUGAGGGUGGUGGAGAUGCCCAUGUUCUAGAUCUGGACACUGCUGUGAAGGAUGGAGUGUUGGGAGGAAUUGCAGGUGGAGGUUUUGGUGGGCCGGUGGCGUUUGGGGAGAAGAUGGAUCUAAAGAAGGUGAUAGAGGAGAUGGAUUUGGGUGAGGUUCCAAGUGUGUUCAUUUGCCCGAUUUCGCUUGAGCCUAUGCAGGACCCUGUGACCCUUUGCACUGGGCAGACCUAUGAGAGGUCCAACAUUCUCAAAUGGUUCAGCUUGGGGCACUUGACUUGCCCCACAACUAUGCAGGAGCUUUGGGAUGACACACUCACUCCCAACAAGACCCUUUACCAUUUGAUUUGCACUUGGUUUUGGCAGAAGUACUUGCAGAUGAAGAAGAGGUCUGAGGAUGUGCAGGGAAGGGCAUUGGAGAUUCUCGACACAUUGAAGAAGGUAAAGGGCCAGGCUCGAGUUCAAGCCCUCAAGGAGCUCCACCAAGUCGUUUCGUCUCAUGGCACUGCUAGGAAGACAGUGGUUGAUGAAGGCGGGAUAACGCUACUUUCCUCGUUGCUCGGUCCUUUUACUUCUCAUGCGGUUGGCUCGGAGGUGGUUGCGAUUCUUGUUAAUUUGAAUCUUGAUUCGGAGUCCAGGAGGAAUUUGAUGGAGCCUUCCAAGAUUUCUUUGGUUGUGGAUAUGUUGAACGAGGGUUCUAUAGAAACCAAAGUCAAUUGCACUAGAUUGAUUAAAUUGUUGAUGGAGGAAAGUGAUUUUCGGAUUGAAAUUGUCUCGAGUCAUAGUUUGUUAAUUGCUUUGAUGAGGCUCGUGAGGGAUAAGAGGCACCCGGUUGUACACUUGCAUGGUCUUCAACUUCUCAAAUUAAUUUGCUCGCAUAAACAAGUAAGAAGCUUGGUUGUUAGCAUUGGAGCGAUUCCUCAAUUGAUGGAACUGUUGCCAGGUAUGAAUCCGGAGUGCCUAGAACUCGCUCUGUUUAUUUUGGAUACCUUGUCUUCGGUGCCUGAAGGGAGAUUGGCUUUGAAGGAUUGUUCAAAUACUAUACGGACCAUGGUGAAACUACUUAUGAAGGUUUCUGAAAGCUGUACACAGUAUGCUCUCUCAAUUUUAUGGUCAGUGUGUAAAUUAUCGCCCGAGGAGUGCUCAUCAGUCGCAGUGGAUGCUGGCCUUGCAGCGAAGCUUCUGCUUGUUAUACAAAGUGGCUGCAGCCCAGUGUUAAAGCAACAGUCUUCUGAGCUCUUGAAGCUAUGCAGCCUAAAUUAUUCAGAUACUAUCUUCAUUUCCAAGUGCAAACUUAACAGGACGAUACAGUGAAGGAGAAAGAAGGUUUGGGUUUUGAAGACUAUGUCACUGCCUCCUCCCUUUACCAGGGCGAAGCUCGACGAACUACAACAGUUGGGGUCCGAAGCUAAUAGUUUCACCAUUCUAAUAAAGCACAUCUCCAAAUGGUUUGGUCUCCAAAUGGUUUGGGUACGAAUUCAGCCCCGCGUACAUAUCAACUUUCAGGUAUUGGUUUCAUCAUAAGAAGAGUCACAAUGCGGACAAAAGCACCCGAAUGGUCCCUUUUUAAAAGUUAAAUGUUUAUUACCCCAUUGCUAGUGAUUCCUGUUGAAAGUUUUGAAUAAAUGCCGAAAGAGCAUUGGCUUCUUAGACCCUACCCUUUUAGGAAGACUUUACCUUGUAAAUGAAUAUGGGGGCAAAGGAAAAUGCUUGAAACUAGAGGCCUAGAGCUAGACUUUUGCUGCAUUCUUGUGGAGCUCGCAAUUGUAAUUGUAAUUGUUAACCAGUUGCUUUGCUCCACAAAAGCCUCGAUCUUACUUUCCUUAGUGAUGCAGGAACCUCCCAAUUUUCCCUAUGCCCCGGGGGGGUUUUGGUUGGUUUUCCUUUAGCGAUGUAAAAUGUAGACACCAAAGUGGCCUUCAGCCAACUGAACUGCUACCGAGUUGUAGAAUCAAAGACCAAUACCAUCUCCUGCAUAUGAAAACUUAGUUUCAAGAAUUCUUAUAAGUACAUGUCUUUCCCUUGAUUGUAUUCAUUGCCCUGCCAACAUCUUCAUAA
This is a messenger RNA of Ipomoea triloba (trilobed morning glory), 2305 nucleotides long. RefSeq names its product U-box domain-containing protein 30. NCBI's taxonomy places the organism in Eukaryota, Viridiplantae, Streptophyta, Magnoliopsida, Solanales, Convolvulaceae. The record is from RefSeq and is a predicted model, not a curated record. The transcript has 2 exons. Gene Ontology annotation, biological process: protein ubiquitination. The coding region runs from base 203 to 1561 and encodes 452 amino acids. Gene Ontology annotation, molecular function: ubiquitin protein ligase activity.